CCUUCCUAUAGUUAGAACAGACGGGGAUCAGGGAGCAGAGGAACCGGAGUCCAUCUUUAAACACAACAGCGACUCCCCGUCACCUCCUCAGUACCCCUGACCCAGCAGGACUACCCCUUCACCUCUCAGGACCCAGACCCCAGGAGGACUACACCAUGGUCGUCGUCACCGCGGGGCCCGGAGCCUCACACAAAGUGCUCCUGAUAGCAGGGAAGAGGACCGGGUCUUCCGAGGCGACGCAGCCGGGCUUCCGCCGGCCGCCAGUGGGCUUCAGCCGGCCGCUGUCCGCCGUGCUGCCGCCGUCCGCCUCCUCGAGUCCCGCGUCGUCCGACUCGGACUCCCCAUCGGUAGGUGGAGGUGGACCGCCGAUGAGGAAGAGACAGCGGCUCACACACCUCAGCCCGGAGGAGAAGGCACUGCGCAGGAAACUCAAGAACAGAGUCGCAGCACAAACCGCUAGAGACAGAAAAAAAGCCAAAAUGGGGGAACUGGAACAACAAGUCUUGGAGUUGGAGCUGGAGAAUCACAAACUUCACAUUGAGAACGGGCUGCUGAGGGAGAAGAGCAGCGGCCUGGUAACCGAGAACGAGGAGCUGAGACAGCGGCUCGGCUUGAACGCCCUCGAGACGAAAGAGAGCGUAAGCAUUCAAGACGGAACACUACUGAAUCAGAUCCGCAGCACUCAGGCUAUGUGUGCCUCCGCAGCAGGUGCAGGCCCAGUACCCUCUAAACCUGAAGACUUCCCAAUGGUUCCAGAUGGUCCUGACGCUUCAGACAAUGAGUCUGAUCUCCUCCUGGGCAUUCUGGACAUCCUUGACCCAGAGCUGUUCCUUAAGUCUUGUGAGCAGGAGUGUGCAGAGCCGCAGGUGUUGCUGGUCGGCCGGGGGCACCCACUACCGGCCGCCCCACCUGCAGCUCUGGGGGCCGCACCAGUUAAGUUGGAGGCCCUUAAUGAACUGAUCCACUUUGACCACAUCUACACCAAGCCCGUGGAUGUGGAGGAGUGCGACGGGCAGCACAGUGGCCACACGGAGAGCGACACCGAGGUGAAGAUUGAGGCGCCGGUCUACCGCGCCUCCAGCUACGAAGACGACGCCGCCACCGACGCGGACGACGAGGUUGAGCUGGAGACGGAGACGGUCUAUGUCAAGGACGAGCCCCAGGAGGAGGCCAUCCCCCGGGGCCGGCCCACGGACGACUUCCUCUCGGCGGCGGCGCUGGGCGGCCUGGACAAAGAGGCCUACCUGGCGGACGCCUACAGCGACUCUGGAUACGAGCGGUCCCCCUCCCCCAUCAGCGACAUGUCAUCCUCCCCCCUGUGCUCCGAGAGCUCCUGGGAAGACGUCUUCGCCAACGAACUGUUCCCCCAGCUCUUCAGUGUCUGAAGCCCAAGCCAAAACCCUGUUGAACCCAGCCUGGUUGCUCACCUAGCGGCCAUCUUGGUUCUUAAAGCUCACUUGGGUUUGGGGGUACUGAAUGUGUGAAGUGUUCAGUCCCCCCCCCCCCCCCCACUACCAACGAGCAUUUAGAAACAAGGUGGAAAUAAGAUGGCCGCGAGGUGGAUGAAUAGGGCCUGUAAGAUGACUUGUGGUGUAGCAGAACCAGGUGUCGGCCAUAAACGCAUUUUAAUCAUUUAAAGCACCCUCUUAAAGUUAGAAGUAAAUCAGAGUAAUCCUUUUUUACAACAGCAGGUCUGUACAUUUGGCGUUGCUGACUUAUGUCAGAUUUGAGUUCUCGGGUUACAUGGCAUCUCCAAAUGCUAUUGUGGCUCCAGAUGGCCAAAUCGUCCUAUAGUGAAGGGUGGUUUGAGCUCCAGUAUUUCAGUUGAUGUGUCUAUAGGGGACGGGGACUGAUCAUAUAAAUACAAAUCUUAUUUAUUUGUGUAUCAUUUUCAGAGUCUUUGUAUGUAAUUCGUUGGCAUGUAAAAAUGCAUUCUUUAAUUUUAUCGCUCUCCAUGUAGUCUAAUUACUGCAUUAAAGCUUUGCAUUCAA
Molecule: messenger RNA, 1991 nt
Organism: Gadus chalcogrammus (walleye pollock)
Lineage: Eukaryota; Metazoa; Chordata; Actinopteri; Gadiformes; Gadidae
Gene: xbp1
Product: X-box binding protein 1
Exons: 5
Coding region: 156-1385 (409 amino acids)
Cellular component (GO): nucleus
Molecular function (GO): DNA-binding transcription factor activity, RNA polymerase II-specific; RNA polymerase II transcription regulatory region sequence-specific DNA binding
Source: RefSeq, a predicted model, not a curated record